Molecule: messenger RNA, 793 nt
Organism: Cryptomeria japonica (Japanese cedar)
Lineage: Eukaryota; Viridiplantae; Streptophyta; Pinopsida; Cupressales; Cupressaceae
Exons: 2
Coding region: 52-672 (206 amino acids)
Source: RefSeq, a predicted model, not a curated record
UCUUGGAGCUUGGACUCGGCGAGUUUUGCCAUAACUCGCCUGACUCGAGUUAUGGUCAAAACUCAUCGAGCUUGGCUUGACUCGCCAACUCGGCAAACUCCCCUGACUCGCGGCGAGUUUGGGAACUCUGCCAGGAACACACCUGGAGCACAACCAUCAUUAGAGGCCACUGGAUGGAAUAAGGAGGUACAUGAGAAAACUGACAUUGCAGUAGUUGAUUUUUGGUACUUCAACAACAUUGCAUUCAAUGUGGCUGAGAAUGCUUAUUGGCUGAAUUUGGUGACUGCUAUGACAGUUUCAGGAAAGGGGUACAAGGCCCCUUCUCGCAGGGAUUUGAGUGGGAGGUUGCUCACAAAUGCAGUUGCUAGGGCAAGAGAAGUGAUGGAGGAUCAAAAAAUUGAAUGGGCAAAUUAUGGCUGCACCAUUCUUUCUGAUGGGUGGACAGAUGGCAAGAACCGCACCAUCAUCAAUUUUUUGGUUGCUUGCAAGGAGAAUGUAGUGUUCUUGAAAUCUGUUGAUGCCUCCAGCAAGGUGAAAAAUGCAGAAACAUUGGCUGGAAUGUUGGAGCAUGUCGUCAUUGAGGUGGGGGUAGGGAAUGUGGUGCAAAUCAUCACAGAUAAUGCAACAACAUAUGUGUCAGCAGGUAGAAUCUUUUUAAAUUAUCACCUUUAGGCAUUAGCAAUAUUUUCAUUUGUUGUGGCUUUGUUUUACUUGGUUGCAUAUUUCUUAAGAAUAAAUUCUUCUUUUGCAGGAAGAAUCCUCCAAGAGAGGCACCCCACUCUUUUUUGGACAC